Messenger RNA from Daphnia pulex (common water flea), 1648 nucleotides. Its product is annotated as methyltransferase-like protein 17, mitochondrial. The record is from RefSeq and is a predicted model, not a curated record. Gene Ontology annotation, biological process: translation. The transcript has 8 exons. Bases 117 to 1586 code for a protein of 489 amino acids. Lineage: Eukaryota; Metazoa; Arthropoda; Branchiopoda; Diplostraca; Daphniidae. Gene Ontology annotation, molecular function: methyltransferase activity; structural constituent of ribosome. Gene Ontology annotation, cellular component: mitochondrial small ribosomal subunit.
CAGUCUUCUUUAUCUAUGGCAGAAGAGUCCCGUCCUUAAUUAAAGUAGUCCAUGCUGUUUAGUAACACCCCAAAUAACACGUGUGUCGUCUGUCUGUAUUUUCUUUAAAAAUCAAAAUGUUUUCUCCAAGAUAUUUACACAUGCAAAGUCGUAUAUAUGUAUCAAGUAAGAAUUUCAACAGUUCAUUUAGUACGUCUUCACGUCCUAUCGCCAAAUUUGACGUGUCUAAUGGCAAAGAUUCAGACAGUCAAACGUCAGAACUUAAUCCGAAAGGAAAGCAUCUUGGAGUUUUCAGUCAUAGUACUGUGAAAUUGCCCGAACAGUUGAAAAAAGCAGUUGAUAAAAUUCUUAGUAGUUGCACAGAUACAAACUUAUCUCAGAAUGCCGAAAUUUUGAAAAAUCAUUUAAUCUUCAAGAAACCCCCAUUAACUGAGACUAAACUUCAAGAAAUAAAAGUUAGAUUCACUGAAAAGUUGUCUGCAGCUCACCCAUCCCCAGAUAACUCGUUUUUAAGUGCUGAAGACGAAAAGAAAAUACAAAAUACUUUAAAAAGUAAAAUACAAAAGGUUGUAAGCCAAAAUACCUACAGAUGGAAACCAGUGAUUUACAACGAAGCAGUUGCUUUGACUUAUCUGGUGGCACGAAUAGCCCCAGAAUAUGCAACAUUAUACCAAAUAUUUCAGGAAAUAUGCAGCCGAGACCAAAAUUUCCAACCACAAACUCUGUUUGAUUUUGGGUCUGGAAUUGGCUCAGCACUAUGGUCAGCCAAGUCAUGUUGGGGUGAUAAGAAAUUUAAAGAAGUCUUCUGUGUUGAUUCUUCUGUUGACAUGAAUAACCUAGCCCUUGCCCUCAUUCAAGGAGGGGUUUGGCCUAAUAAAGCAUCAGAUUUUAACCCAAUAGAUUUGGAUGAGAAAGAAUUUUCAUCUACCAUUAAAGGCCUUUAUUUCCGACAGUUCAUGCCUGCAUCCUCUGCUGUGAAAUAUGAUCUUGUUGUUUGUGCCCAUUCGCUUUUGGAACUCCCUUCAGCAGAGUUACGUUUACAGAUAGCAUUGUCGUUAUGGCGUAAAUCACAAGGUUAUUUGGUAUUUGUAGAGCAUGGAAGUCGAGCGGCUUUUGAGGUGAUAAUGGAAGUUCGCGAUUUUUUACUUAGUUUAUCAGAAGGAAAUAAGGAAUCAAAUCUUCAAGGCUAUGUUUUUGCACCGUGCCCCAACAAAACACGAUGUCCACGGCUAGCUGAAACAACUCCUUGCAACUUUGAAGUUAAAUAUGAGCCCCUUCAAAUAAACCAAAGAAUACAAAAAGAGAGGUAUUCUUAUUUAGUCUUGAAGAAAGGCCAGCGGCCUGAUGAAGACUUGCAAUGGCCUAGAGUAGUCCGGCCUGUUCUCGUUCGAUCUGGUCAUGUAAUAUGCAGACUAUGCACUCAAGAGGGAAAGCUUGAAGAAAUCGUUAUUACUCGAGCAAAAAACAGCAAGUUAGAAAAUCUAAUGGCUCGUCGAACAAAAUGGGGUGAUUUGUUACCUGUUCAACUGUCUCGUCCUGAUACAACAGAAUUAGAGUGUACAUUGGAAGACGAAAAAAACCUUUAAAAUUAAUGGUUUAUUGGUGACUUGGUGAGUCAUGAAACAAAGAAAAGAUUGAUUGCUACUUC